AAUAUUUCGUCGUAAAAAUCAUGCGAGUCAUAAGUGCUUUUGUUCUUUUUGGCACCGUUGUUAUCGGUACCAGCGGUAGACCGGACGGUAGUUACAUCGUAGAACCGCUUACUGUAAAACCUCUAAUAGAACAAGAUGUUUGUGAAACUCGAGAAUGCAAAGAUCUUGCCGAUGAAAUAGGAGGAAGCAUGAAUCGAAACGCGGAUCCAUGUGAAAAUUUUCUGGAUUACAUGUGCGGCAAUUCGAACAAGAGUCUUCCUGAGCAUGAAAUACCAUGGAAUACAUUUGGUAUUCAAGUCGAAGAUCUACUUGAAACUAUCCUACGAGAAGAGAUAAAACCUGAAGAUUUCCAUUCCAUGAGAAUAGCCAAACGGGCAUUUCAAGCAUGCACGAAUACAGACGAAAUGGAGAAAUUUGGACUUCAGCCACUUAUAUCAACGUUGUGGAGAGCAGGCGGAUGGCCAUUAAUAAUGGAAGAAGGCGAAUGGGACGAAUAUAUGUACAAAUGGCAAAGAGUAGACGAUUACUAUGCUCAUUUGACGGGACUAAAUAGUUUCUUCGACGUACAUGUCGACAUGAACAACUGGGACCUCGGUCAUGUAAAUCUAAUCAUCGAUACUCCGCAGAUACCGCCAAAUACUAUGUAUAAAAUUCCAAGUAUAAAGACCGUAUUGAAUAAAUACAAACAAAGUCUUCCUAACAAAAGAAUUUUCGAGAAUAAAGCAAGGAAAAGAUCGUCGAAAUAUAAGAGAAUGUCUAAACCUGGUAGUGUUAAAAAAUCUAGAAAAUUGAAAAAUGACGAAAAGAAUAAAGAGAUAAAUUACGAUUUCUUUUUCAACGAUUCUGACAACGAAGGUGUAAGGAACAAUGACAACAAGAUAGAAGGCAACGUUAACGGGAACAAUGAUGAAAACGAUGAAGAAAAUGGUAAUAUCAGUGAUAACGAAAAUGAUAACGAUGAUUUUGAAUUGUACGACAAAAAAAGUAGCGGUAGCGGUGACCAUGAAUGGUACAUCUAUUUUGUUAGCGGUAGCGGUGACCAUGAAUUGUACGACUAUGAUGGUAGCGGUAGCGGUGACCAUGAAUUGUACGACUAUGAUGGUAGCGGUAGCGGUGACCAUGAAUUGUACGACUAUGAUGGUAGCGGUAGCGGUGACCAUGAAUUGUACGACUAUGAUGGUAGCGGUAACCAUGAAUUGUACGACUAUGAUGGUAGCGGCAGCGGUGACCAUGAAUUGUACGACUAUGAUACUAACAAUGCAUACAUGAAAUGGUUAGAGGAAAUAUUUUUACAUACGCGAACACAAUAUUUAGUACACAUGCUAAAUGUUACCAUAGCGCUUUCUGAAGCUAGAGGUGUUCCAAUAUCAAUAGAGAGGCUCAGGAAAGAUGCCAUAGACUUAAUUGGAUUUCAAUUAGACCUUAAAGAGCUUGUAUUGAAAUAUGGGAAAAGCAUUAAAAUCUCACUGGAAGAAUUUCAAGCGUUAUACGAUUCCAUGGAACCUAGAACAAGUAACGGAAAAAUAAAUUGGAUAAAGAAAGUACAAGAUCAUUUCGCCAGUGGAGGAAUGGAGAUUGAUAGGAAAACAACUGUAUUGAUUUCAAAUCCUCGUUAUACGUUAUCUCUUCAAGAAUUAUUAGAUAUUACACCAAGUAGAACAAUUGUGAAUUACAUACAUUGGAAUUUCGUCAGUAGAGCGAUAAAAGCUACCACGAAAGAAAUGAGAGCAUUACACUAUAAUUGGCAUGAUGUAGAACCGGAAACAGUAAACAGGACAAGAGAAUGUGUCAGAGAAAUACAAGCAGAAUUCCUUGUAGGAUAUGAAUACAUACGACGAUAUUUCCCGGAAACAACAUUGGAACAGUUCUAUGGUGUAAUUGAUGACAUACAAGCCAUACUCGGGAGUGCGCUAAGACCGAAUAGAGAUAUGAUUGAACGUGUAAUUUUGCAUAAACUAGAGUCCAUGAAAAGUGUGACCGGGUAUCCGGAUUUAUAUCGAAACACGUAUGUCGCAAAGGAUUUCUACAAAGGUCUCAGCGUUAGCAACAUACAUUACGAGAAUGUAUUAAGCACGAUGAGAUAUUUCAAAUAUCAAAACCUAAAUGUUCUCUUCACAGGAGAAAUUCCCGAAGAAGUUAGGAUCGAUCUUUCGGCGGUACAUACCUUUUUCGGCAUCGAAGGAAUAGAUGUCGGAAAACCCGUUUUUACUCCUUAUCAGCCUAUGUAUCGUAACUAUGCCAUUAUCGGACGCCUCAUGUAUCAACACGACUGUAUAACUAUGGGUAACUUGUAUAACAAGCGGGAAGAACCGGCAUGGUGGAAGGUUCUAAUAAAGGAAGCGAACCAUAUAACCUGUUUCAUAGAUACCCCACCGCAGUAUUUCAUAGAAAAAGAUUAUAUCAGAGAUGACUACUUCGAUCUGGAUAUGAAAGGCUUGAAAAUUAUUUUCAGUAUUUACAAACUACUUAAAUUAUUCGGUCCCUACUAUGAAUUAGAUGCAGCGUUACCAGGAUUGGAGUAUUUGAGUGACGAGCAACUGUUCUUCUUAUUCUUCGGCAUUUUAGGGGGUUGUGAUCCGUACAUGUUUGAAGCGUCGUGGAAUGACGAGUUUGACAAUGCUUUCAAGUGCUCCAGUAACUUUACCAUAGACUAAAAAGAGGUGAAACAUGUGGAAAUGAGAAGGAUGGAUGCACAAAUGGA
Habropoda laboriosa is the source of this 2701-nucleotide messenger RNA. RefSeq names its product neprilysin-11-like. Gene Ontology annotation, molecular function: metalloendopeptidase activity. The transcript is spliced from 18 exons. Gene Ontology annotation, cellular component: plasma membrane. The record is from RefSeq and is a predicted model, not a curated record. Bases 21 to 2654 code for a protein of 877 amino acids. Gene Ontology annotation, biological process: protein processing. NCBI's taxonomy places the organism in Eukaryota, Metazoa, Arthropoda, Insecta, Hymenoptera, Apidae.